AUGACGGACUUUUCCACUUUGUUUGAUGCUUUGAACAAUCCAGUUCCCACAACUGAUUGGUCUAUCACCAAGGGCCAGCCACUAGAGAUGGCGCUGAUGGCCAAGGCGGGUGUGGAAUCUAUCGAAAUUUGCUAUGAAUUUUACCCAGAAGCUCUGACCAAACGCAUGUUCACCAAUGUCGUCAAACAUGGAGCCAAACCAGGAGUUGUCGGAUUUCUUGCCUCAAAAUGCCCUCACUUGGUCGAUGACCAGGUUCUACAAAAUGAAGCGGAUCGAGGGCCAGGGAAUGACAGUGAUGGCACUCAGUAUUCCAAUUUGUUCGACGCUAUCAACAAUCCACUGCCCUCUUGUGAUUGGAAAAUCUCAAGCCAUCAACCUCUAGAGUUGUUCCUGAUGGACAAGGCUGAGUUGGGAACCAUCAAAGCUUUCUAUGAAUUCUUCCCGCAAGCUCUGACCAAGCGACUCUUCGUGAAUGUUAUCAAAUGUGGAGCCAAACCAGGAGUCGUUGGGUUCCUUGUCACAAAACGACCUGACUUGGCUGACACAAGUGCUUUUGAAUUGGCGGUGAUGCAAGGACCAGGACCCAGUCGGCCGACUGACAGUGAAAUCUACAUGAUGGCUUCGGCAAAUAACCCAGAACUGCUGGUACCAACAGGUCCAAAUUUUUGGAUGCCUCCAAUUUGGAGUCACAUUUUGAACUGGAAAUACAGCCCAGAAUUGACCCGAAGUCUCUUCAAAAUGAUUGUGGGCACGACAAAAGCACUCCGUUUGCGCCCCAAUAUAUUCCAUGACUUCACAGACUUUCCUUGGGUUGUGAUUGAUGAACACUCGACAACGAAACGGAGCGCAUUGGAUAUGGACGUGGUAUUGAGUAUGACUCCAAUGCUGAACAGCCACAGCAUCCGAUUUGCUGGCAGUGGGGGCAACAAAUGGGAACCUGAUGCCUUUUUGGAAUUUUUCAGCAAAAUCCUAUCAAAACAGGACAUUGAUACAAUAGAUCUCAAUUUCCCAAAUCUCUCACAAGAGCACCAGGAAGAAGUUUUAUUUUACUUUACCACAGAUGAGUUCAAUCAGCUGCUGUCAACGUGCAAAGUCAAGAAGUUGGGUCUGAGGAUACAUUGCUGUCCACUGCUAGGCACAGUCAAUCCACCUUUUUUGCCUUCAUGGAACAUUGUAUUGGUUCCAUGGUGUCUCUGGAGCAUUUGA
This is a messenger RNA of Seminavis robusta, 1206 nucleotides long. NCBI's taxonomy places the organism in Eukaryota, Bacillariophyta, Bacillariophyceae, Naviculales, Naviculaceae. The record is from the annotation of a GenBank genome assembly.